AAGGGCAACUCACAGCCAGCCAGCCCCAGGCCAGACCAGCCCAGGCCCAGUGUCUCUCGGGACGUGGUGGGGAGAGGAUGUGUGUUGCCCUUCUCUCCUUCCCCUCUUGUGCUUGUGUGUAGGUGUUGGUUAUUGUGUCCUGUGGCCCCACCUGCGUGUUGUGUCGUGCCUGUGCAGUGUUGAGGUGUCUGUGGGUGUGUUGCGAAGGUGUGUGCGGGUGGCGGUGCAAAAGCGGUGCUACUUCAAGGGAAUCAAAAGUCGUCCCGGUCCUCUCCGCCUGUCAGUCCCUCGAGAUAGUUAAAAGCUUCCCCCGUCAGUGAUGUAAACAAAGAGAUACCCAGUCAUCUCUUUCUUGGGACUGUCGUGAUAUUUCUCUUUUGCGCGAAGUGAGUGACUGACAGAGAGAGAGAGAGAGAGAGAGAGAGAGAGAGAGAGAGAGAGAGAGAGAGAGAGAGAGAGAGAGAAACACACAAUGCCUCAAUCGCAAAACAAAAACAACGAAAUGAACCAAAACAAACAACACCAGCUACAACCAAACACGAACCGUACCAAGGCCAAGAUGAACCAAAAGACACCAACUCUAAACCAACUACUCAAUUAGACCGUCCCAGACCCUCCUAGUCCUUCCCAAUGUUACCUGUGGACGUACCUGACUACUGGAAGACACUAUGAGGCAGCGGGACCAGGAAGUGCAAGGGAAGAGGGGAGACAAGGGGAAAUGAGGGAUGCAACAAGAGGCCCUGGAUUGAGGAUAAGAACUUUGCUGGUGGGAUUGGUGGUGGUGCUCGUUCAGGGGCCUUCCGUCACCGCUGGGCUGAGUACAGGGCAGUGUGGAGGCGCCCUUGGAAUGCAGUCAGGCGCAAUCCCAGAUGAGCAUAUUUCUGCCUCCUCCUACUUCGACGCCGCUGUCAACGCUAUCUACGGGAGAGCCCACGUGGAGGUCGGGGGUGGCGCGUGGUGUCCCCGGGAGAUGGUGUACAGGGAGGGCACAGAAUACCUGGAGGUGAAUCUAGGAGCGCCGCAUCUAGUGACGAAGGUAGAGGUGCAGGGGCGCUUCGGGAACGGCCAGGGCAGGGAGUUUGCUCGUCAGUAUAAGCUGCAACUGUGGCGACCUGGUUUAUCACACUGGGUCACCUAUAUCGACUCCAGAGGUCAGCAGCUUCUAGAGGGGAACAGCAACACGUACCUGGCCCACCCCUCGCCCCUCCACCCCCCCGUCGUCGCCUCCCGCGUGAGGUUUGUGCCCCACAGUGACCACCCGCGCACUGUCUGUAUGCGAGUCGAGCUUUACGGAUGCCACUACACAGGCGGCCUCGUGUCCUACUCUAUGCCUGACGGAGACGCACGUGGGGGAACUGACCUGAGCCUCCGUGACCUGACCUAUGACGGGGUGAAGCGCGAUGGCUGGCUCAGAGGCGGCCUGGGUCAACUCACGGAUGGGGAAACAGGUCACACUAACUUCAAGGUCAACGCGCAGGGUCAAAACAAAGGAUACGAGUGGGUGGGGUGGAGGAAUGACACGAGAGGAGGGCAGCCCAUUAACAUAACCUUUUCCUUCGACGCCCCACGGAAUUUCUCAGGUGUCUACAUAUACUCCAAUAAUCUGUUCACAAAGGAGACUCAGGUGUUCUCAAAGGUAAAGAUUCUGUUUAGCAUGGAGAUGGAGAAGGAAGAGAACGAGAGGAGAGAGAAACAGAAAAGAGAGGAAACUAAACGGACAAGUGGAAGAGAAAGUGGAACAGGUGGAGGUACAGGUGGAGGUACAGGUGGAUUCGACGCUCACCCACCUGUUAUUUUCGAGUACGUGGUGGAUCGGAUCUUCGAGAACGCUAGAAACGUGACAAUCCGACUGCCGAACGUGACAGCGAGGAGUGUGAGACUGCAGCUGUUCUUCGCCCUUCGCUGGAUACUCAUUUCUGAAGUCACCUUUGAGUCUGUGCCCUGCGCCUGCAACCUGACAGAGGAGACUCAGGUCGCCGUCAGCGGCGCGGCGCCUCGCGGAGAUGCAGGUCGCGCCCCCACUACCUCCGCGAGUCCCACCCUGGGCCCCGCACCCCCAGGCCAGUCCCCCGUGGUGCCGGCGCGAGCCCCCGCGCCGGGUCUGCUGGUUGGCGGGCUGGCGGCGCUGGGCGUUGUGUUCGGCGUUCUGCCCGUGGCGGCGUGCCUCCUGCAUCACCGCGCCCGCCUCGCACGGCGCUCCAAGACGCCGCUUGCCGCGGACCCCCACAAGGUCUCCAUGAAGAUGAAAGAUUUUCACAUCAACGUCAACCUGACAGCUGGGGCGGCGGGGCUGUCCCGCGCCCGUGGCGGCGAACUGUACGGCCGAGUGGCGCUACAGGACCCCGCCGCGGGGCCUUACCAGGAGCCCCAUCCUCUCAUGCCCGCCCACCCUGACUCCAUCAAGGGCCCCACCACCACUGACACCGACGACUCCGUCGAUUACGCCGUGCCAGACCUCACCCUCACGUCCCCCACGCCUUUCCCCGAGGCGUGGAGGCCUCCGCUGCCCCUCACCCGCCCGCCCUCCACACUGCCGCCCCCCGCCCAGCACUACGCCGCCACGCAGCUAUGCCACGCCUCUAGCAUCCAGGGCGUCACCGGCUGCGUCAUCUACGCCACAGCGGACGAGGCUGGCGUGAGCGGCGCAGGGCCCAGCGGCGCGCUGCCCGAGCCAGCGGUGCCCGAGGUGGCGCCCCACCAGGUGCGGGUGCUGGAGGCGCUGGGCGAGGGAAAGUUUGGCACCGUCACACUGUGCGAGGUGGAGGGCCUGGAGGGCGGGCCACGCCUGGCGGCCAUGAAGAGCCUCAGGAUGGGCGCGGCUGAGGGCACCAAGAAGGACUUCCGGCAGGAAGCGCGCGUGCUGGCGCGUCUGCACGACCCCAACAUCGUGCGCUUGGUGGGCGUGGUGACGCGCGCCGAACCCCUGGCGCUUCUGCUGGAGUACAUGGUGCACGGUGACCUCUAUCAGUUCUUGCGCCGCCACCGCUGCGGGCCAGAGGGCGCCGAGGACCUCCCUGAGCUGAGUUACGGCGCCUUGGUGUACGCGGCGCUGCAGGUGGCGUCCGGCAUGACGCACCUAGAGACCCUGGGCGUGGUGCACCGUGACCUGGCUGCGCGAAAUUGCCUGGUGGGCGAGGCGCUCACCAUCAAGAUCUCAGACUUCGGCAUGAGUCGUCCGCUGUACUCCAGCGACUACUACCGCCUGGGCGAGGGCCGCGCCCUGCUGCCCAUCAGGUGGAUGGCAUGGGAGUCCAUCCUGCACGGCAGGUUCUCCACUAAGAGUGACGUGUGGGCCUUCGGCGUCACCCUGUGGGAGGUGUUCACCCUGGCGCGGCGUCAGCCCCAUGCUGACCUCAGCGACGACCAGGUGCUAGAGAAUGUGUCACGCUGCUACCUGGGCGACGGCGUACCCAUGAUGACGCUGCCGCAGCCGCCGUUAUGCCCAAGGGAGAUGCACGACAUGAUGACCGCCUGCUGGAGGCCUGCGGCGCGCCAGAGGCCGCCCUUCUGGGAGGUGCUGCUCUUCCUACGCCGCAAGAACCUCGGCUACACUUUGGACUACACUGGCUGAGCCACGCCCCCGCCUCCCCAUCCCACACCCAGGGACCGUGCUACUCACCCAGGGUGAGGCGCCACUCCCCGGGGUCCACACAAAGUAACACCUGGCCGCACGCCCAGUUAGCCGCCGCUAUCGCCACCGCCACAGACAGACUGCCUCCCCGCGUGGCGCCUCCACGCCCGCACCACAGCAAAGCCGCUCAGACUCAAGUAUCGAAUCAAACGAAGCAGUGAAGCAGCGCUGCCCCGCGUUGAGCGGUGCGGGGCGGCGGCGUGUGAUCCAUCUGUGAUAUAUUAUAGUCAAGGAGUGUGCGCCAGGCCACGCUGGGACGCCGCCUCACCGCCGCCACACCACCAUACCACCACACCGCGGCGUCACGAACCACCAGCGAAUGCUAAAGACUGUUAGUGAGCAUGACGCCACGACGGUGACGAGAAGACUGACCGGUGCCAUGGCAGGCGCGGCGCGUGCAGCCACCAGCAGCCUCCCGUGCACUCCUGCCCGCGGUGCCACACCACACACCCUCAGCCAACCAACCAACCAACCAACAAACAAACAAACAAACAAACACGUAACCCAAGGCUCUGCCACCAACACUUCUAGUCAGUGACAGACAUGAACACAGGAAAAAAAAAACGAUAACAAUAACUAAACAAGUGAUAAAAAUAACUAAAUAAGCAAAAUUCAGACAAACAAACAGCCGGAAAUCCUGCAAAGCAGCAACACAAACCACACAAACCAGACAAACCCAAAAUAAACCAAGCAAGCAGCAGCAGCAGCAGCAGCAGCAGAAGCAGCAGCAGAAGCAGCAGCGGCAGCAGCCAAUGCGAAGGACCACACCUUGUCAAUUGUUAGUUUUAAUCGUGACUUUCAAUUUUGGAUCUUUGAGUAUCACUUUUUGUACCACACGGCCAAACCACGUCACGACACUCCCCCCUACCCCCACACCUCACUCCCCACUUCCCACUCCCCACUCCCCACUCCCCAUCCCCCUCACUCACAUACCCCUCCCCAACACACCCACUACCCCCACACAUUCCCCUUAUUUCUCUCUCUCUCUCUCUCUCUCUCUCUCUCUCUCUCUCUCUCUCUCUCUCUCUCUCUCUCUCUCUCUCUCUCAUUCCUUUCUUUAUUCUCUAUUCUCUCACCUUUCAAUCCCUUCCUGUUACAUUUUCUAAUCUACUUUCCUAUCCAUCCUACUUAUCAUUUCCUUCUCUUCCUCCUCUCUUCCUCUUCCUCCUCCUCUAACCUGCUUCUAAAUAGUUUCCUCCUUUCUCUCUCCUCUCUCUACGCAUCCACAUAGCGAAUUCCCCCUUCCUCCUCCUCCUCCUCCUCCUCCUCCUCCUCCUCCUCCUCCUCCUCCUCCUCCUCCCCACUCCCCCCACAUAUCAACAGCGCCUUCACCCUCCAACUAAUUACAUAUCACAUUUGCAUAAUCAAACCCGCACCUGAUUGCGCAGAGGGUCAUUAUUAUUAUUAUUAUUAUUAUUAUUAUUAUUAUUAUUAUUAUUAUUGUUAUUGUUAUUAUUAUAGGCUUUUUAUCGUGGAGUUUUACAUUCUCUCUCUCUCUCUCUCUCUCUCUCUCUCUCUCUCUCUUUCGAUUAAUGAAAUAUGAAUUUUAACUAUUUUUAUACCUAAUUAUCUGCGCAAUUUCGUGUGAAUUUCAAUAAUUGUUGUUGUUUGUUCUUUUUCUACAUGUCAAUUUGUCUGUCUGUUCGUGUGUGUGUGUGUGUGCGCCUGUGCGUGUUUGUGUGUGCGUGCGUGCGUGUGCGUGUUUGUGUGUGUGUGUGUUCGUGUUUGUGUGUGUGUGUGCGUGUGUUCAUAGUCCUUUUUCUAAGCGCACUGUUGCUAUAUGUACUACGUGUGUGUGUGUGUGUGUGUGUGUGUGUGUGUGUGUGUGUGUGUGUGUGUGUGUGUGUGUGUGUGUGUGUGUG
This is a messenger RNA of Portunus trituberculatus (swimming crab), 5493 nucleotides long. RefSeq names its product discoidin domain-containing receptor tyrosine kinase B-like. Gene Ontology annotation, biological process: multicellular organism development; cell surface receptor protein tyrosine kinase signaling pathway; positive regulation of kinase activity. NCBI's taxonomy places the organism in Eukaryota, Metazoa, Arthropoda, Malacostraca, Decapoda, Portunidae. Bases 719 to 3571 code for a protein of 950 amino acids. Gene Ontology annotation, molecular function: collagen binding; protein tyrosine kinase collagen receptor activity; ATP binding. The transcript has 9 exons. Gene Ontology annotation, cellular component: signaling receptor complex. The record is from RefSeq and is a predicted model, not a curated record.